GAGGAGAUGCCGACCGCGACGUGUCGCCGUGGAGAACGGCCGCGACAACAACGUGACGUACGAGCCAAAAAAGCGGCGCGUCAAAACUUAAAUCGAUGCCAGCUCUACGUGAGCUCCUUCUGAGCCAUGAGCGGAAAGGGCUGCCAGGUCCUGGUGUCGCCGUGCGGCGCGUCCCAGUCGCUGGGGAAGACGAGAGGGCACCGGUCCCAGCCCGUCAAGGCGCCCGUAACCUCCCCUCGGUGGGGCGGCCUCCCCCUCCCGGGCGCGGACAAAGUGAGCGGCGGGAAGCGGGACGGCGGCCGCGUCGCCCUGCCGAGCCUGAGCCUCCGCGGGAAGUUGUCGACAAACGGGAAGCGGGACGUCAAGCCGACGGCACCGCCGCUCCGGAGAGACGCCGGCGUUCAGGGAGGUUCUUCCAAUAAAGGUUGUGCUGGUUCCAGUCCUGCCAUCGAAGUCCUCGGACAGCCGGUGGGUUGGAACCUCACGGUAACCAGCGUUCCGAUGUCAGUUGUCCCUGGUCAUCAAUACGAUGUCGCGACCUAUCACCCACCUCUGGAUGCCAGGUCGGUGCUGUCAAGAGAAUCCCUCGCGUCCACGACCCUCAGUCUGUUUGAGACCCAGUCGGUGUUUAGCGGACGAAACGACUGGCCGUUUGGCUACCGUGUGCUUCCCCCGCUGGGGCAGGCGCCGUGUUCCGUGGUCGGCGAACACCUCGGCCUCCCCCCCGGCACGGCUAUGUCCGGCACCGAGGCCUCCAACGGCACGAGCACGUCGGCGUCCCUGCCCUCGUACCUUUUUACGGGUGAUGCCGGGAGCCCCAGACAGCAUAACGCAACGAAGAGAGCCCUUUCCAUGUCGCCCCUGUCGGACGUGAUGGGCAUCGAUUUCAAUUCCAUCAUACGCACCUCGCCAACUUCGCUUGUGGCUUAUAUCAACAGCUCGCCGGCCUCCCACCCCAGAAUCUCGCCAGUCCAGUCCGAGGGCUAUGGCCACUUCCUGGGUGUGAGGGGGUCUUACAUCCCCCAGGUUCACCCCCAUACUAUGCCAGACCACUCACAGGCUCUGGUUUCACCAGAAGAAGGCACCCGCAGGAAGGCUCUGGAAGAAGGUGGGGGUCUGGAGAGUCAGAUGGCUAACAUGGUGGUGGAACAACAGUGCCUUCCAAAUUUAAAGGGAAGGAUUUCGGAGUCCUGUAGAGAAGAGACCGACAACAUGAUGCCAAUUCUUCAGGUGCCCUCAGCUCCACUGGCCGGUGAAGACGCUUCUAUUCCUCAGGGACCUCCGCCUCCCUACCACUCCCACCGCCAUGUCCACCUUCUCAGAGGUCACCACAAACUAAGGACUCUCAACCAGGGUCCUGCGGUUCUCCCCCGGCACGGGCUCAACUUUUUACCCCAGAUUCCGAUGCUGGAGGAAGAGGAAGGCGAGAUGGAGGACUACGGCACCCACUGUUGCUUGUGGAUGGACUGCAGUGCGGUAUAUGACCAAAAGGACGACCUGGUGAGGCACAUAGAAAAACUCCACGUAGACCAGAGAAAGCCCGAGGACUUCACGUGCUACUGGGCGGACUGUCCUCGCAACCUCAAACCUUUCAAUGCUCGUUACAAGCUUCUGAUCCACAUGAGGGUCCAUUCGGGAGAGAAGCCCAACAAGUGCACGUUCAAGGGCUGCAAGAAGGCCUUCUCCCGCCUGGAAAACCUGAAGAUCCACUUGCGCAGCCACACGGGGGAGAAGCCGUACCCUUGCCAGCACCCGGGAUGCUUCAAGGCCUUCAGCAACUCCAGUGACAGAGCCAAGCACCAGCGCACCCACCUGGACACAAAGCCGUACGCGUGCCAAGUGCCGGGCUGUGCGAAGCGCUACACCGAUCCCAGCUCUCUGCGGAAGCACGUCAAGUCCCAUUCCGCUGCGGAGAGACAGCUACGGAAAAAGAUGAAAUCCGCAGCCGACGUGACCCGGGAACCUCUGACGGACUGCCUAACCAUCCACCAUCUGCACCCAAGCAUCUCCCCGCCAGCCAGAAGAGGCAACUCGAUAGCAUCUUCCAGAGCCUCUCGAGAGCCAUACUCAAAUGCUCCACGGGGAGGUGACUCCCCCCACGGCUCGGCUCUUAUGUGCACUCUGCAAGACAAUCGCAGGUUUGUCGAUCCUCAACACCGCCAGCUCUUCUGCGCCGACCCCUGCCCGCCAGCGCCGCGCCUGCCGCACCCUCCCGCCGCCGCCUCCGCGCAGCCCGGUCGGACCCCCGAACCGGCAGCGAACCACGGCCGAGGGCAGAUGGAGGCGCUCUUUCCUUACGACGGGAUGUCAGCGGGGCUCGAGUCCGGUCACCUGAUCCAAGCGGACGCCUUCGGGGGCAGCGGGGUCUGCGACACAGGUGACGAGCGUCUCUGGGUAUUAUCGGCGCGCGUUUCCAAGCCUUCCCCAACAGUGUGGAUUCCCCUGCAGGAUUUGAGAUCCAAAUGUCAGGAGGCGACUUCUUCAGCGAGAUGGACUCGCAUGCCGACCCCACGGACGAGUGACGCCACCCACACGUGGAAUUCCUUCCUUUGCACUAUUUUUAGUUGACGUCACGUCAAUACUACAUCGGCUUCGGGCUGUCGCUAGCUUCCGAAUGAGAGAAAGUGACUCCAUAUUGCAAUACACAGUCGGGUCCAGGAGUAGCGGAACAAUAAUUGAUCAGCUCAGGUGGUCUCAAACUUGUUAGGUCCACGGAGCCCCUCUGCUCAUAAUCCCAACUCCAAUUAAACAAUUCAAAAAUUGGCUCAUUUCAAGUAAAACGUCAUUAUUAAAAGAAGCCAAUUUCCUUUAAGAUUUAACAAAAAAAAGUUGAAAUAAGAGAAUAAAGUUGUAUUUUAUUAAGAAAACGCAGAAUCUUUACAAGUACAAAGGGUAUUUUGUCUGGAUAAAAUUUUUUUAAAAAAGAUGAAUUUUAUGAGAAGUCAUACUUUUCCAAGAUAAAGUCCUAAUUUUGGGAUGUGAAGUUAAAGUGUAAUAAGAGAACAAAGUUACACUUUAUUUUAAAAAAUAAUAAUUUAUUCUCAUAAUUUUAUUACAGUAAAGACCCCUUUAUUUUCUUUUUUUUUUAAAUCCUGGAAUAAUUUAUUUUCUUAGAAAAUAGACAGAUUGAUGUAAGAUUUAUGAGAUAAUGCAUCAUAUAAAUCAGAGCUUUUAAUUGGCUCAAAGUGAAAGUAUCUAGAAAUGAUUGGGUUAAUAUUUUGUAGCUUGUUAUUGGCCAAGCAUAUUUAGGAACAUAUUUUUUAAAAUAAUCUGACAUAACGAUUUAUUGCAGUGGUGUGUUUAUCGGUGCAGUACUCAGGCUCCCCCUUGUUGUAUGCAAAAGAGUCACUGAAUUAAAUCUUCAAAGCAUGCACAAUGUUACAAUGUCUUAAUGUUUUUUUUUUUUAAAUAUAAUAUUAUACAGCGCAUUUGUAAAGGGAAGUUCAGUUGUAAUUAACUUUUAAUUUUGGUUAUUAUGUCGGUACUUGGACGGCAGAGAUUUACAAAAAAAUCCCUCAAGACAUUUUGGAGGCAAAAGAAAUAUUCUUCGGUGGCUCAAUCCGUUCCCUGAUCUAAAGUCAAUCGAGCAUGCUCGCCACAGGUAGAAAAUGGGGAAGAAUGUGCGUUUAUUUUU
Molecule: messenger RNA, 3634 nt
Organism: Syngnathoides biaculeatus (alligator pipefish)
Lineage: Eukaryota; Metazoa; Chordata; Actinopteri; Syngnathiformes; Syngnathidae
Gene: glis3
Product: GLIS family zinc finger 3
Exons: 10
Coding region: 127-2568 (813 amino acids)
Biological process (GO): regulation of transcription by RNA polymerase II
Cellular component (GO): nucleus
Molecular function (GO): RNA polymerase II cis-regulatory region sequence-specific DNA binding; DNA-binding transcription factor activity, RNA polymerase II-specific
Source: RefSeq, a predicted model, not a curated record